Exophiala oligosperma is the source of this 1362-nucleotide messenger RNA. RefSeq lists its product as uncharacterized. The record is from RefSeq and is a predicted model, not a curated record. Lineage: Eukaryota; Fungi; Ascomycota; Eurotiomycetes; Chaetothyriales; Herpotrichiellaceae. Bases 1 to 519 code for a protein of 172 amino acids. The transcript has a single exon. Gene Ontology annotation, biological process: endoplasmic reticulum to Golgi vesicle-mediated transport. Gene Ontology annotation, cellular component: TRAPP complex; nucleus; cytoplasm.
AUGUCUUACUAUUUUGUCAUCAUCUCACCAGCCGACACUCCCUUGUUUGAACUGACCUUUGGUACAUCGAAAGGUGGAGGAGACGGUGUCGCUCGGUUUCGGAAUGGAGAGACUUCUAGGUACAUGAACCAAUUCAUUGUUCAUGCGGCACUUGAUGUGGUGGAAGAAGUCCAAUGGCUGAGCCCAAACAUGUGGCUCAAAGUCAUCGACAACUAUGCUCCUACAAACUCCCACAUCAGCUGCUUUAUCACCGGCACAAAUGUUCGAUUCAUGCUUCUUCACCAACCCCCGGCAAUGACAAACGCCUCUGCAGGUAGUCGUACCUCCACAAUCUCUUCAACCUCGAUUCCUCAGAAUCCCACCAGUCCACAGACCGAGGAAGCCAUUCGCCAGUUCAUGAAUGAAGUCUUUGAACUAUGGGUCAAGACGUUGAUGAAUCCGUUCUACAGUAUCGGAAAACCCGUCACCAGUCCCAUGUUCCGGCAAAGGGUGACAGCUGCGGGCCGAAAAUGGUUAUGAGGAAUUGGUCCGAGCUUCUUUGUUUGGAUUAUUUGCGGUCAGACCUUGCCACGAUGCAAACAAAGCGUGGCGUUUUCACCUCGCUGAAAUGAUCACCUCAAGCCACCUCAAGCCACGUUGCUCUACUAUCCCUCAUUUCAGAUAUGGCGAUGCAACGAAAUCAGAGGGGGAUGAGGCUGUGACCGCGUGUAGCAAAUCCACCGCUCACAGUUCCAGAGCUUAACAGUGUCCUCGGUAUCGACUAUUCUAGUAUUCUCAAAGCAAGGACCGUUCAAUACUCGAGCAAUUCUGGAGGACAUCACCGACACCAAAAAGACCUAAAGUCUUGGAUACUGCAAAUCUCUACCUCACCGACUGAUAAGCACGCAGCCGAGAAAGGGCUCUAUGGCUCCAAUCGGCCUCAUUACCAGCACCUACCACGAAGCUAUCAUACGGCGUUCGACUAUUAGCUACCUUUCGUGGCCUCUCUGGGCACAAAUCCUGCUGCCCGUUAUGACUGCUACGAUCUGGAUCCCAGUUUACUUUCUCAUCGAACUGAUACGCGACUUCUCCUGCCUCCGUUGAUAGGAGGUAUGACGAUUCAAGUCUGGGAUCCCAAUGUACACAAGGACGACAUCUGUGCCACCGAUAUACUUGCAGUAUUGAUUCUGGCAGCAUGUUAACCACCAACGAUGAGGGACCUGGGCGUUGGGGACGAGUCCUUUUCUCAUUUGAAAAAUCGGUCGUCUAGCGAUAACCUUCGAGUACUCUGGAAUCACAAGCUUCGCUCAUGAUAUGGUGAGGGACCAGUUCAAAACUUCGCUACGUACAAUAUCGACAUUAUUGUCCGGUCAUAGAAAUACA